Cylicocyclus nassatus is the source of this 250-nucleotide messenger RNA. The record is from the annotation of a GenBank genome assembly. NCBI's taxonomy places the organism in Eukaryota, Metazoa, Nematoda, Chromadorea, Rhabditida, Strongylidae.
AUGUGGCCAAUCGCUUUCCUCAUACUUCUGCUAAGUUUCAAUACUGUUGCUGGCCGUGGUCGAAGUCCUAGUAGUCGAAGUACAAGUGAAGAGCCAAGGCGAAGCUUCGCUGAGUGCACAGCUAAGUGCUAUAAAGAUUAUCAGAAGUGGACAAACAAGCUCGAAGAAGCAAAAAAUUGUAUCGCAAGCUGCAGAUCAGGGCAUAAUUAAUACCGAAGACUAAAGAAGACUGAAGAUUGAGGACAUCGAA